Haliotis rufescens (red abalone) is the source of this 2812-nucleotide messenger RNA. RefSeq names its product hyphally-regulated protein-like. The record is from RefSeq and is a predicted model, not a curated record. The coding region runs from base 1 to 2295 and encodes 764 amino acids. NCBI's taxonomy places the organism in Eukaryota, Metazoa, Mollusca, Gastropoda, Lepetellida, Haliotidae. The transcript has 13 exons.
AUGAGUAUUACGCCGAGCGCAGCUCCUGCCUUCUUCCCAGGGCUAACAGCGUGGUAUGUUACGCAGGCGACACAUGACAAGCUAAACGCUGUUACAACAUAUCCAGUGCAGCAGGUGCACGCUCAGGUGUCAACACUGUACCAGAACGCUAAUUCGACCAUGAUCCUGUCAUCAUCGAUGAGUAUUGUGUUUCAUAGAUCUGCACCGGGCCCAGCACCUGCCUACAACCCAAGCGCCUCUACAAUGAUAUCAGCCCCGGGGCUUAAGUGUGAUCUCAGCUGUAGGGACGUUAUUCUCAUCACUGCCUUUGCCACGUCACAGCGCUUCACUCCAGAUUGUGUGUCACGCUUUAAGCACAUAGACAGCCUCCUUGUAACAUCUGGACAUCUUGAUACAACAGUCAACAAGUCUACAUUUAAAAGACUUGGAGAUGUGCUUGGGAAAGAUUAUGGAUUUAAGCGGAAGUCUGAUGAUCAACCACAGCUACGAAGGGUCGUGGAAUCAGUACAUCUUUGUGAAGGUAUAGAUAUAGAAACGAAAAAGAAUCACUGCUAUACACGUGAUGCCAAAAGCCAAGAAUUCACUGAUAACUCAAAUGGAAAUGAUGCCAACAGCCAAGAGGACAAAGGGGACUCUACUGGUAGUCAUGCCAACAGCCUAAGGGACAAAGAGGACUCUACUGGCAGUCAUGCCAAGAGCGGGGUGGAAAAAGGGAACUCAACUGGUAGUAAUGUCAACAGCUUAGAGGACAAAGAGGACUCUACUGGUAGUCAUGCCACCAGCCUAGAGGACGAAGACGAUUAUACUGGCAGUCAUGCCAACAGCCAAGUGGACAAAGGGAAUUCUACUGGUAGUCAUGCCAACAGCCAAGUGGACAAAGGGAAUUCUACUGGUUCUCAUGCCAACAACCAAGUGGACGAAGCGAAUUCUACUGGCAGUCAUGCUAACAGCCAAGAGGACAGAGGGAAUUCUACUAGUAGUCAUGCCAACAUCCAAGUGGACAAAGGGAACUCUACUGGUAGUCAUGCCAACAGUCAAGUGGACAAAGGGAAUUCUACUGGUUCUCAUGCCCACAACCAAGUGGACAAAGGGAACUCUACUGGUAGUCAUGCCAACAGCCAAGUGGACAAAUGGGAUUCUACUGGCAGUCAUGCCAACAGCCAUGUGGACAAAGGGAGCUCUACUGGUAGUCAUGCCAACAGCCUUGUGGACAAAGGGAGCUCUACUGGUAGUCAUGCCACCAGCCUAGAGGACAAAGACGACUAUACUGGCAGUCAUGCCAACAGCCAGGUGGACAAAGGGAAUUCUACUGGUAGUCAUGCCAACGGCAAAGUGGACAAAGGGAACUCUACUGGUAGUCAUGUGGACACGGGAAGUAAAUGCAACCUAUAUCUCCAUGAAAUACAAAUGUUACGGAGUAUACAGGAAGGUAUUGACAAAGAGACGGCAGUUUUACAAGGGAAUGUGUUGCCACCAGGGAAACUACUUAGAAUACUUGAUGAGGUCCUGCAAAGCCUGGACCAGGAACAAGAGUCUGCAGUGGUUUCGGAGAUGCAGGGCAAAUCUCAACCUCUUCUUGGAGACGAUAUGGCCAGCAAGAUAGAGAAUCAACUUAGGAUGGAUAAAGGAUCACUUAAUAAGAUCAUACAAGCUCUCCUAAAGUCAUAUGUGGAAAAGACAAACAAACAAUGCACACAUGAUCAUAAAGGCAAUUCAAUGUGUAGUGAUGUAAAGAGACAAGAGGACAAAGGCAACUCUAGUGGAAGUGAUGCCAAGAGCCAAGGUGACAACAUCACUGGUGUCACAGUCAGACAUCAUGGUGGAGAUGAACCUGCUGUUUCUCAUGAUCACACGCCCAACACCUCCAGGACAGAUGUGCCACCAAUGGGAGCAGAGAGGCAGGAGUCAGGAAGUAAAACUUGCAGUCCUCUACAUUCUGGACCUAGAUGCGACCAAAAGCUCGACUUGUUACGGACUAUACGGGAAGAAAUGAAGACAAAGUCAACUGAUUUACAAAGAGCGGUGGAGAAAAAGUGUAAGUUGCCACCAGGUAUACUACCGGACGUACUUGAUGAGGUGCUGAAAUGUCAACAGAACCAGGCACCAAAGGCUGCAGGAUUGUCAGAAACAAGGGGAAGAUCCCCACCUCUACUCGGAGACGAUAUGGCCAGCAGGAUAGAGAACAAACUGGUGCUGAAAACAGGAUCACUUCAUGAGAGCAUAGACGCCGUCCUGAAGUUCAGCCCAAAGAAGAAGUGGUGGCAGUUCUGGAAUUCAGAUGACGCCUCCACAUGAGCAGACUGUGGGAACUGAUGGGUGUGAGUGUUGGCCAGAGGAAACACAAUGGAUGUUUCAGAAUUUGCGUUCAAACAAUAAACAGAAACAACUUAACCAUGUUACCGGCAAAUUUUAGAGACAUGUUCAGCAAGUUCGGCAAAUGUUAUAUGUCGAGUCAGCAAGUUUUCACCAUGUCAGACCGAGUAACUGAGUCUGGGAUUAGCAAGCAGUCAUAUACGAGGUAUUGUAAUUCAUGAAAUCAGCUGUGAGCAUUGAUGCACAGAUCCUUAAGAAAUCAAAUGAUACAACAUUAAUCUGCUUGUGUUGCACUUCGUGUUUAAAACAUAUUAGAUUAAAAGAUGAAUUUGAUUAAAUGUGAGUUCCUAACAUUCGCCUUAUACUAAUAUUUCUUGUAUAUGUGCGAGGUUCGGUAAAGACAAGAGAAAUGUGCAUGAUGAUUAGCAUGCAGCGUUUAGAGGAUAAACUGUAUAUUACUGUUCUUGGCAUGUUUCAUUGUAUUUUGUAUAUACAUAAG